AUGUGCCCAAAGUCUGAUAAGCAGAACGACCAUCCUAUCCCUGAACCAUAUCUUGAAAGGUGUCCUGAAUGGAAAGAUUUAUCUUGUUGCCCACCAACAACCGCUAACUUAAUCAACAACGAAUCCCUUCAUGGAUUCAAUUUUAAUUUCUGUAACAUAACAAAAGGAUGUAAGGAUUUUUUUCUCCACGAACACUGCAUGGUUAAAUGUUCUCCACAUUUGGGACCUUGGAUUGUUAAGACCUCAAGUUCUAAGUUCAAGGAAAACGUUUUCAAAAUCCCGCUUUGUGAAAGUGAUUGUAAUAAAUGGUAUGAAGCUUGCAGCAGCUCAACAGCGUGCGCUACAAAUUGGAGAUCUGGUGGAUUUGACUGGUCUUCGGGAACAAAUCAAUGUCACGAGGGAUACAAAUGCCUUCCAAUCUCAAACAUUUACGGCUCAGCAAAAGCUUUUUGUGAGAAAGUAUUUGAUAACUCCUAUUCUGUCAUACAAAGCGAUUCAGUUGCUGACUGGAACGUAACGGAUUAUCACUGCAUGCACAUUCCAGGGAUCGCGGAGCGCGAUACAGCCGAGAUCAUCAAGCACAACGCAGAAGUAGCAAAACGCCAAGCUGAAGUUAUUAUCGAGCGUGUUUACGGAGACUAA
Molecule: messenger RNA, 642 nt
Organism: Rodentolepis nana
Lineage: Eukaryota; Metazoa; Platyhelminthes; Cestoda; Cyclophyllidea; Hymenolepididae
Source: the annotation of a GenBank genome assembly